This is a messenger RNA of Miscanthus lutarioriparius, 240 nucleotides long. Lineage: Eukaryota; Viridiplantae; Streptophyta; Magnoliopsida; Poales; Poaceae. The record is from the annotation of a GenBank genome assembly.
AUGAGCAGCGGCGGCGGCAGCGACAGGCCCGGCUCGGGCGCCGGCAGGACGGUGAAGACGCCGUCGGACUUCCUCAAGUCCAUCAGGGGCCACCCUGUCGUUGUCAAGCUCAACUCCGGCGUCGACUACCGAGAGGUGAUAACUUGUAAAGAUAUUAGAACAAUGGGGCAAAAAUUGUUUAUUGUUCCUUAUAAAGAUAACUUGUGCUUUGUGGAGCAUGGCAACCGCGAUAGAAUAUGA